Molecule: messenger RNA, 2625 nt
Organism: Daktulosphaira vitifoliae (grape phylloxera)
Lineage: Eukaryota; Metazoa; Arthropoda; Insecta; Hemiptera; Phylloxeridae
Product: kelch-like protein 3
Exons: 12
Coding region: 306-2171 (621 amino acids)
Molecular function (GO): protein binding
Source: RefSeq, a predicted model, not a curated record
GUAGUUCAGUAUCGGUUGUUCGAUUACUAAAUACUAUCAAAAUUUUUUUCUGUUGAUAGUAUUUGAAAAUAACCGGAUAAAUCGAUAGUUUUUGACUAUCGAAUUGUUCAAUAGUAUUAACUCGGUAGUGCUUACCAUUUAACAUUUAACAGUUUCUGAUUUUAUACUUUAGACAUUUGCGUCAUUGUUAUUGCUUAAAUUUAACUUUAAAUCACGUUUAUUUUUCUUUUUUUGCUCAAAAGAUUAGAAGUUGUGAGUUAAUUGUAAUUAUUUAUUGGUUAUUCAUCAUUAAAACAUACCUUAAAAUGGAGAAAUAUUCAAGUCUAUUAAUUGGCAAUAAUAAUCCUACAAAACGAAUUAAGCUAACUUCAGGACAACCCAAUGAAAGUAGUUCUACCAUAAAAAUGAAUGUUUUACAAGAAUUUUUAAACAUAAUAAACUUCUAUUUUCAAAAAAAUAUGUUUUGUGACAUAUCUAUAAUGACUGAUGAUGGAACAGAAAUAAGAGCACACAAAAUAAUUUUGGCUGCUGCAAGUCCAUAUUUUUCAGUUAUGUUUAAUAGUUAUUUUAAAGAAAGUAAUGAAGAAAUUAUAAAAAUCAAAGAAAUUGAUUCUGAUAUAUUCAAAUCUAUUGUUACUUACAUGUAUACUAUGAAAUUGGAUUUAAAUGAAUCAAAUAUUAAGAAAAUUUGUAAAGCUGUGAAUUAUUUUGAUUUGUGUUAUGGAAAAAUUAUGUGUUGUGAUUAUAUUAAAAAACAUAUAUGUCCAUCAAAUUGCAUCAUAUUCAUGGAAAGUUCUAAAUCUAUGUCAGAUAAUGACAUAUAUAAAUACUGCUUUCAUUAUAUAUUGAAACAUAUUACAUUAAUUAUGGAAUCAGAAGUAACAUUAAAACCCUUGUAUGAAUUACAGUUAAAUGAUAUUGUUAAUAUCAUAUCAAAUAAACAUUUGGAAAUAAAUUCAGAAAAUAAGGUUUUUGAAAUAAUUACUGGUUGGAUUGAAUACAAUAAAUUAGAAAGAACUGUUUUUCUACCAGAUUUGCUGAAACAUUUGAGAUUAUCACUGAUACCAAAUGAAGAAUUAAAAAAAAUAAUAUCAACACCAAUACUAUCACAGCAUUCAAAUACUUUGAUAAGUAUGAUGAAUACAUUUAUUGAUGUAAAAACAGAUUCAAAUAUUUUUGAAUUAACUAUGAGACGAACUCCAUAUAUUUCAAAUGAGCCAAAUAUUAUAUUUGCUAUAAGAAGUCAUUUAAAAGAAGAAUACUCUUAUGAGGAGUAUUUAUUUGUUGAUAGUUUAAAUCCAAGCUGGAAAAGAUUAGAUUUUUCUUUAUUUGGUCCUGUUGAAAAAAAGUCAACUACAUUAAUUCUUAAUGACAGCACAUUAUUUUCAAUUGGUGGUCAAUAUGGACCAGUUACAACAUCAUCAGUUUGUACACUAGAGCUUAAUUCAUUGGAGAAAAAAUGGAAACUUACAUCAAACUUGCUUUCCCCUAGAAAAAAUUUUGCUGUAUGCACUGAUGGCAGAUAUGUUUAUAUUGUUGGAGGUACAGACGAAUGUGAUGAUGUACUAAAUUCAGUGGAAUAUUAUGAUACUUAUAUUAAAGAAUGGAAUUCAAACAUCUCGAGCAUGUCAUCUGCCAAAUCUUAUUGUAGUGCUAUAAGUUAUAAGGACCGUAUUUAUGUUUUUGGUGGAGAAAAUUGUGGCAAUACAAUCAAAGAUGUAGAAUAUUACGAUUUUGAAACCAAAAUUUGGACACUACUAGAUCCAAUGCCAAUUGGAAAAUCUCGUAUGAGUGUUACAGUUAUUGGAAACAUAGCAUAUUUCAUUGGUGGUGAAGUUUAUGAUUUUUUAUCAGAAACCUUAACUACAGGAAAGAGUGCUUUUGCAUUCAACUUGGAUAGCUUAAACUGGAUUCGUUUACCAGAUUUAAUUCAAGAAAGAAGUCUAACUAAUUCUGUUGGAAUACAUAAUGAUAUAUUUGUAUUUGGAGGUGUGGAUGAUGAAGAUCUACCAGUUAAAAUUUGUGAAAAAUAUAUUUCAGAAAAAAAGGAAUGGGUGAUGGUUGAUUCAGCUACUAUCAAGUAUACUGACCAUAAUGCAAUUUUUAUUAAUUAUGAACAGAUAAAAAAUCAACUUAAAGACAUGGACUUAGAAAAAUAUUUUACUAGAUAAAAGCACAAUGUAAUAUUUGUUUUAAAAAGGCAUUGUUAUUAAUAUUUUUCUUUUAAUUUUUAAGUUAGAAAUUUAAUUAUUUUGUUUAAUUUUGUAUCUUUUAUUACUAUUUUUUUUAAUAUCAAUGAGUUCUUAUUAGACUGUGACGAGUUUGUCAUUAACUUGGUUAUUAUUAAUUUAUCAUUAAGCUUUAUUGUAAUAAUUGAAUAUUCAGCUUUAAUUAUAUAACAUUUUUAUUUUAUUGUAUAAUUAUAAAUAUUCUACAUGUACAAAACUGAACAUGUAUAUGUGUACCAAGUCUUAUUACUAAUUUUUUUUUUCAUCUAAAUAUUUUUUUUAUUUAUAAAAGUUAAAUAAUGUUAUACAAAUAAGUUUUUACGUGUUUCUUUCCCAAUAAAGUAAAACAUGUUGAAUAAUUAUUUAUUCAACUAGAGAAAUUAUUUUAUUGAUUUUA